AUGCCUAGCACUUCGACGACGGUACAUCCUUCCGGACGAGGGGAACUAUUAUUAUGGAUUAACAGUGUUUGCUCCGCAGAGUACCCGAGUGUUGAGUCUCUGCGAGACGGCGUGGCCUAUUGCACCAUCAUUGAUGCUGCUGCUAGCCGUGUGGCAGAGAACUGCGCAGCUCUCGGCAUACCAGAGGCACAUGCUGCGCAAGUUCGCGCAAAACGUGCCACUCAACUCCUUGGUCGCAUUGAGUGGGAUGUGACGUUGGCAACAUGCACAAAUCAGGAUCCUUCUUUGGACAGCAUGCGGGAGCGUGACCAGUGUGAGAAGAACAUGCAAACCUUACAACUAAUGCUUCGGGUGUGUGUCCCACCAGAGUUUUCCUUGGAGUUGGAUGCGUCACGUUUAGCAACAGGAAAACUUCAGGAACAUAUUUUACUUCUAAGAUGGAUGUUUCAAUUUAUGGCCAAGAUGUUGAACACAUAUUCGAAGAAGGCUUUAGAGAGACGUGCAAAUAGCUCCGGAGAGGUUGGAUGUGUGGAAGGGGUGCGGAUGACAAGGGCCAUGAAGCUACAACGAAAGAUGGUUCGGCAAAAAUAUAUUGAACCGGAUGAUUUGGGAGUGGCACGUGACCAAGUAAAGGAUUCUGAAAAGAAGAGUAACACCGUGCCAAACUGGAAAGGACUCGAAAACAAUAGAACAUGUAACGCGGAGCAGGCCACACAACUUGCUUCCUCCCCUAGGGUACAGGACAUGCCAGGGAUCGUGUUGAAGGAAAGUAUCGAAACACCACCUGAUUCCCAGGUGACACACUCAAAGGUAACAGGAAAACGUCAAAAGCUUACUCCUGUUCAGGUUUCUAAAUCUGAUGGCAGAUCUGUUGGCUCGCAUAUUCCGUUCUCUGAAAACACACGGCAAUCGUCAUUUACUGUGCCUCAUGAUCAUUACGCUUUGCUAGAUGAUUUGAGGCAGGACGUAGAGACUUACGAGGCGCUUGCCCUUGCGGCUCACAGAAGGCACCAGCGGUGCCUGACGGCAAGCCAAAAUGCAGAUUGUGACCCUCCUGCCGACGAGCGAUGUCUUGCUGAAGAGUUUUUACCCAGUAAAGCCCCAAUAAUCUCUUUAGAACAACUCGGGGUUCUGCUAGAGGAGAGAGACAAAUUAUGGCAGACAUUAGAGGUACUCCAAGACGCCCUUCUGCGAUGCAGGAGUGGGGUUGGAGAGGGAAGUGGGGUGGUGACGGCCGCCUCGCCACUUAUGACAAGAAUACUCUCAGUACUCUCCCCGUCGUAG
This is a messenger RNA of Trypanosoma grayi, 1284 nucleotides long. RefSeq lists its product as hypothetical. Gene Ontology annotation, cellular component: spindle midzone; microtubule plus-end; cytoplasmic microtubule. Gene Ontology annotation, biological process: protein localization to microtubule plus-end; spindle assembly; regulation of microtubule polymerization or depolymerization. Gene Ontology annotation, molecular function: microtubule plus-end binding. The transcript has a single exon. The coding region runs from base 1 to 1284 and encodes 427 amino acids. The record is from RefSeq and is a predicted model, not a curated record. NCBI's taxonomy places the organism in Eukaryota, Euglenozoa, Kinetoplastea, Trypanosomatida, Trypanosomatidae.